Molecule: messenger RNA, 1882 nt
Organism: Calidris pugnax (ruff)
Lineage: Eukaryota; Metazoa; Chordata; Aves; Charadriiformes; Scolopacidae
Gene: CENPU
Product: centromere protein U
Exons: 12
Coding region: 318-1514 (398 amino acids)
Cellular component (GO): nucleus
Source: RefSeq, a predicted model, not a curated record
CCCCUUCCUUCUCCAUCCGUUUCCCUUCCUACCCUUCCCGCCGUCCGGUUUGAAUCGCGGCGGGAAGGCGGGUGGGUGCCCUGGGGGGGUCGGUGUCCCCGCGGGCGGGCGGUGGGGCCGGCGGCCGCCAUUUUCCUCCCUGAGGCCCCGGGCCGGGCCUGGGGCUCCCGCCUAAGGGGAGCGGCAGCUGUGGAGCUAAAGUAAAGGUGUAUUGAGACACAGAAAGUGGGUUUGUGUUGGUAUCCUCGGGUAACUGUCACCGUCUUCGGCAACUGUAUCCUCAGUUGUGUGUUUACUAGCUUAUAUCGAACAACGAAAUGUCCUCUAAGAAGAAAAGGAAGAGAAGUCAUUCCAGAAGUAAAUUAAAGGAACACGAAGCCAGCUCCCGUUCUCGCUGGAAAUUGCUAAUGCCAGAGGAACCAGAUGUCUCCAGGAUAUUGAAGGUGGCAGAAGCGAAUCAACUCGAGGAGCUUGAUGAUUCGUUUGAUCACCCGUUGCACAGUACCGCUGUGGGCGCUUACGGAGAGGAGCAAUCGCAACAUGAGCAGCUUGGUCGUGUUUCAGCUCUCCAGAGGAAAAAGGCAGAAAGAAGUAAGAGUCUGCAUCACUCGAAAACAUCUGGUGGUGACACUCAGAAACGGAGCGCGGCUGAUCCUGAACCCCUUAAGGAGAACACGAAGGCCCUGAAUACUGCUCAAACUCCAGCAAAAAAGAAGCAGCGGCCUUUGGAGGCCAGAUCAGAGGACAGGUCAUCAGAGGACAAAUCGUCCGAGGACAGGUCAUCAGAGAACAAAUCUUCAGAGGAUAGAUCAUCAGAGGACAAAUCAUCAGAGGACAAGUCGUCAGAGGACAGAUCAUCAGAAGACAAAUCAUCAGAGGACAAAUCAUCAGAGAACACAGCAGAUCCUUCUGUGACUAGCUCGUGCUCUGUAGAGGUUUGGUGUCCCAAAGAGCUGAAGAGAUCUUCCAGAGAUAUUACAGAGCUGGAUGUUGUUCUGGCUGAAUUUGAGAAGAUAGCAGCAAAUUACAGACAAAGGAUAGAAUCAAACGUUGGCAGAAAAGCCAUCAACGGCUUCUGUUCAGCUUUCAAGGACCAGAUCACCGACCUGAUAAGGGAGAUCCAGGGGUUAAAGAAUAUGAAGAAGAAAAAUGCUAAGGUUAUAACAGACAUCAAAAAGAAAAGGCAGCGACUGUUGCAGCUCAGGGAAGAACAAAUUGGGGCUGAACGGCAACUGAUGCAGCUGCAAAGAGAAUGCGCCGAGUUGCAGGAGAGGAAAUCUUCCUUGAGGCAGGCAACUGAGUUACUUACUGAUUUAAAGGACUUACAGCAGGACUGUUUGAAUUAUAGAGAGGAAAACCCAAAACAAAAAGUGGUCUAUGGAACUGCCAGCCUCCCUGCUCUUCUGGUGGAGUCACGGGGAAUUCUUGGAGCAGAAAGACACUUCCAGAACAUUAAUAAGAAAUUGGAAAAGGCUCUGGCUGCACAAAGAGGGAAGUCACCAGAGAAACAUUAAGUCGUUUUAAUAGAAUUAUGGACAUUCGUUAGGCACAACUAUUAGAACAGUCAUUGCUUAAAGCUUGUUUAAUCAUUGUUGCUGUAUUUUGCCUCAGUGUUUAGAAGAAGUCAGUGACUUCAUCAGAUAUUGUCUCCUGUUGUCAAAUAGUCAGAACAUCAGUGAGAUUAAUGAAACAGCAAUUCCAGGUAAAGUAGUAAAACUUUUCUGUGCUCUGUUGACAGUGUUGGGUUUUAGUCUUGGGCUAGUAAUGUGACCUUGAAAGCAAGAUAUACUUUUAAAAGAGAACGCAUAGACAGUGGUUGAACUAUUAAUAGAUAAAUAUUUUUAUUACAUUUGUAUUUGAAAUAAAAAAUUUCCUCCCGUUU